This is a messenger RNA of Bufo bufo (common toad), 618 nucleotides long. It is a transcript of the gene GUCA1A, whose product is annotated as guanylate cyclase activator 1A. Gene Ontology annotation, molecular function: calcium sensitive guanylate cyclase activator activity; calcium ion binding. The transcript has 4 exons. NCBI's taxonomy places the organism in Eukaryota, Metazoa, Chordata, Amphibia, Anura, Bufonidae. Gene Ontology annotation, cellular component: cone photoreceptor outer segment; photoreceptor inner segment. Gene Ontology annotation, biological process: positive regulation of guanylate cyclase activity; visual perception. The record is from RefSeq and is a predicted model, not a curated record. The coding region runs from base 1 to 618 and encodes 205 amino acids.
AUGGGGAAUAUGGAUGGAAAAACUGUAGAAGAACUAAGUUCCACAGAAAUCCACCGUUGGUAUAAAAAGUUCAUGACGGAGUGUCCAUCUGGUCAGUUGACCCAACAUGAAUUCAAGCAGUUCUUUGGACUCAAGAACCUCAGUCCAGCAUCCAAUCAAUACAUUGAACAAAUGUUCAACACUUUUGACUUUAACAAGGAUGGUUAUAUGGAUUUUAUGGAAUACGUAGCUGCUUUGAGCUUAGUCCUGAAAGGCAAAGUGGAGCAGAAGCUGCGGUGGUACUUUAAACUCUAUGAUGUGGAUGGGAAUGGCUGCAUUGACAGAGGAGAACUUCUCAAUAUAAUAAAGGCUAUUAGGGCUAUUAACAGAUGCAAUGAAGAUAUGACCGCAGAGGAGUUCACAGAUAUGGUUUUUGACAAAAUUGAUAUUAAUGGCGAUGGUGAACUAUCACUGGAGGAAUUUAUGGAAGGUGUUCAGAAGGAUGAGCUACUCCUGGAUGUGCUGACCCGCAGUUUAGACCUGAAACACAUUGUCUACAUGAUUCAGAAUGAUGGUAAAAGGAUGGACAUGACAGAACGACCUUGUACAGAAAUCACAACUGUACAUUCACUUCCCUGA